Molecule: messenger RNA, 1533 nt
Organism: Lolium rigidum
Lineage: Eukaryota; Viridiplantae; Streptophyta; Magnoliopsida; Poales; Poaceae
Product: high-affinity nitrate transporter 2.1-like
Exons: 1
Coding region: 1-1533 (510 amino acids)
Biological process (GO): cellular response to nitrate; nitrate transmembrane transport
Cellular component (GO): plasma membrane; plant-type vacuole membrane
Molecular function (GO): nitrate transmembrane transporter activity
Source: RefSeq, a predicted model, not a curated record
AUGGAGGUGGAGGGUAGCGCCCAUGGGGAUGCGGGGAAGGCAGCACCAAGCAAGUUCUCGCUGCCGGUGGACUCGGAGAACAAGGCCAAGUCCUUUCGGCUUUUCUCCUUCGCCAACCCACACAUGCGCACUUUUCACCUCUCGUGGAUUUCCUUCUUCACGUGCUUCGUCUCCACGUUCGCCGCCGCUCCCUUGGUGCCCAUCAUCCGCGACAACCUCAACCUCGUAAAAGCUGAUAUCGGCAACGCCGGUGUAGCGUCCGUGUCUGGCUCCAUCUUCUCUAGGCUUGUCAUGGGCGCCGUAUGCGACCUCCUUGGUCCGCGCUACGGUUGCGCCUUCCUCGUCAUGCUUGCCGCGCCUACCGUCUUCUGCAUGUCACUCAUCGACGAUGCAGCAGGGUAUAUCACUGUCCGCUUCCUCAUCGGCUUCUCACUAGCCACCUUUGUGUCGUGCCAGUACUGGAUGAGCACCAUGUUCAAUAGCAAGAUCAUUGGCACUGUCAACGGGCUCGCGGCAGGGUGGGGCAACAUGGGUGGAGGUGCCACUCAACUCAUCAUGCCGCUCGUCUUCCACGCCAUCAAGAAGUGCGGUGCCACAGCAUUCGUGGCAUGGCGCAUCGCCUAUUUUGUACCGGGGAUGAUGCACAUCAUCAUGGGUCUACUCGUGCUCACACUGGGGCAAGAUCUUCCCGAUGGCAACCUCGCAAGCCUGCAGAAGAAAGGAGAUAUGAAGAAAGAUAAGUUUUCCAAGGUGUUAUUGGGCGCUGUUACAAACUACCGGACAUGGAUUUUCGUCCUCCUCUACGGCUACAGCAUGGGUGUUGAGCUCACCACUGACAAUGUCAUAGCGGAGUACUACUUCGACCACUUCCACCUAGACCUCAGUACCGCUGGAACCAUUGCAGCUUGCUUCGGCAUGGCCAACCUCGUUGCUCGCCCAACGGGUGGCUACCUCUCCGACCUUGGUGCUCGUUACUUUGGUAUGCGUGCUCGCCUCUGGAAUCUCUGGAUCCUCCAGACUGCCGGUGGUGCGUUCUGCAUAUGGCUCGGUCGCGCGUCUGAACUUCCGGCCUCUGUCACCGCUAUGGUCCUCUUCUCUGUAUGUGCCCAAGCUGCUUGUGGAGCCACUUUUGGCGUCGCUCCCUUCAUCUCCCGGCGGUCCCUCGGUAUCAUCUCUGGACUAACGGGCGCUGGUGGGAAUUUUGGUGCGGGGCUCACGCAGCUUCUUUUCUUCACGUCAUCGCAGUACUCAACUGGCACUGGGCUUCAAUACAUGGGCAUCAUGAUCAUGUGUUGCACGCUUCCUGUUGCUUUCGUGCACUUCCCACAGUGGGGCUCCAUGUUCUUCCCGGCCAACGCCAACGCCACUGAGGAAGAUUUUUACGCGUCCGAGUGGACAGAGGAGGAGAAGCGCGAGGGACUGCACCUGCCCGGGCAAAAGUUUGCCGAGAACUGCCGCUCGGAGCGCGGUAGGCGCAAUGUCAUCCUCGCCACGUCCGCCACGCCACAAAACAAUACACCCCAGCACGCAUAA